Molecule: messenger RNA, 1208 nt
Organism: Panicum virgatum (switchgrass)
Lineage: Eukaryota; Viridiplantae; Streptophyta; Magnoliopsida; Poales; Poaceae
Product: MADS-box transcription factor 58-like
Exons: 8
Coding region: 99-1055 (318 amino acids)
Biological process (GO): positive regulation of transcription by RNA polymerase II
Cellular component (GO): nucleus
Molecular function (GO): DNA-binding transcription factor activity, RNA polymerase II-specific; protein dimerization activity; RNA polymerase II cis-regulatory region sequence-specific DNA binding
Source: RefSeq, a predicted model, not a curated record
CUAACACCACACUGACCACUCCAUCUCCUUCUCCCACCUUUCUCCUUCAACACAAAUCCUCUCCCUCCUCUCCUGCUGGCUAAAGAGAGAGGGCGAACAUGCAUAUCCAAGAAGUGCAACCAUCCACGGACAUCAUGUGGGGGUUCUCCGGGCAGUCUACCUUGACUUCAACGACGGGUCCUAAGCUGAAGGAGCCGGCGGUGUCGUCUCCGGGCUCAGGCUCGGUCGGAGCUGCUGCUGCUGCUGCUGCUGCAGAGAAGAACGGGAGGGGCAAGAUUGAGAUCAAGCGCAUCGAGAACACGACCAACCGUCAGGUCACCUUCUGCAAGCGCCGCAAUGGACUCCUCAAGAAGGCGUACGAGCUCUCCGUGCUCUGCGACGCCGAGGUCGCCCUCAUUGUCUUCUCCAGCCGCGGCCGCCUCUACGAGUACUCCAACAACAGCGUGAAGGCAACCAUUGAGAGGUACAAGAAGGCAACCAGUGACAACUCCAGCGCAGCUAGUACGGUUGCAGAGGUCACUAUCCAGCACUACAAGCAGGAAUCUGCUAGGCUGAGGCAGCAGAUCACCAACUUGCAGAACUCCAACAGGACCCUGGUAGGUGAUUCUAUUUCAACCAUGAGCCACAAGGACCUUAAGCAGCUAGAGGCUAGGUUGGACAAAGGCCUGGUAAAGAUUAGAGCUAGAAAGGUACACUGUGAUAAUAAUCAUAUACGUUGCAUUGCGAGGAAAAUAAAUAUUUAUUUUGUUUGCCCGAUUCAUGGCCAUCUCAUUACUCUGCAGAAUGAGGUGCUAUCUUCUGAACUCGAGUAUAUGCAGAGGAGGGAAAUGGAGUUGCAGAAUGAUAACUUGUACUUAAGGAGCAGGGUUGACGAGAAUGAGAGGGCACAGCAGACAGCGAACAUGAUGGGGGAGUCGUCGACGAGUGAGUACCAGCAAGGUUUCAUUCCUUAUGACCCAAUAAGAAGCUUCCUGCAGUUCAACAUCACGCAGCAGCAGCCUCAAUUUUACUCCCAGCAGGAGGACCGGAAAGACUUCAACCUAGGUGGAAGAUAAAUGGACCAAUGGAGAUCCAGUUAUCUGUGAUGUGCCUGCAAGUGAGGAGCUGGAACUUUAUUUAUAUUUAAAAAAAAGAUGACAACUACUGCUUCAUGUGCAUGCAAGCACAAUUAUAUUAAGGCUUUAGCAGCACCUACCUAUGUGAUGCAA